This is a messenger RNA of Lampris incognitus (smalleye Pacific opah), 1920 nucleotides long. RefSeq lists its product as uncharacterized. The record is from RefSeq and is a predicted model, not a curated record. Gene Ontology annotation, cellular component: membrane. The transcript has 6 exons. The coding region runs from base 345 to 962 and encodes 205 amino acids. Lineage: Eukaryota; Metazoa; Chordata; Actinopteri; Lampriformes; Lampridae.
ACGACCAACUCCUCCCUGCAAGGGGGAGAAAAAAAAGCACAAAAAAUGACAAAACUUCUCCUCUCCCACCCCCAAUAUCAUCCCUUCCUCUUUCGAUUCGCGUUGUUUUCUUCGGACUGGAAAACAGCAGCAGGGCAUGUCGCCUCCGUUCGUCUCCACGUCAUUGAAACACCUCCAACCGCAUAGACGAGAUUAAACACCGGCGCAGAGGUAUUGUUAAUGCUGCGUUAUGCACAGCUGGAUAACUAGUUUUAGACUUUUUGACGUUCAAUCUGCGGUGUUAAAGGACUAGCGUAGACCUGGUUUCUAAAAGUUUACAAAGAAAAAAAUCAAAACCCAGAAUAAUGGCGGAACGCGAGUCUGCAGCUGCAGAAAGAGGCAGUGGGGAGACUGACGGGAAUAAGGAGGCAGAUUGCAACCAAAUGGUGAGCAGCAGCAAACCUCUGCACCGAUUUGUGAAAGGAGAGCCACGAUGUGUUGGGAUAGUCAUCCUGUUCUUUGGCUGUGCAGAGGUCCUGAUGGGAUUUGUGCUGGCCAGGGUCGAAUAUGAAACCUCCAACUACAUCUACGUUCCCUUCUGGCAGGGGGCUCUGUUUCUCAUCUCUGGAAACCUCUCCAUCUACACAGAGAUUCAUCCUUCCAAGAAAAUGGUAACAGUGUGUUUGGCCAUGUAUAUAGUUGCCCUCCUGGGACUACCAGUCUCCAUUGGCUGCAGAAUACGUUAUCUAAGCCUCUUUGACAAUGAAAGGCGAUACCCCGAGUCCUAUAUCGAACCGGAAUGGGCCUUCAUACAAUUUGGACAGCUUAUUUGUAUUGAAGCCACACUGCUCAUUUUCUCCCUGUGUGUGUCAGUUCUUCUCAUCUUCUUGACUACCGUGGCACGUUUAGCUCUGAAAUCAACAAAAACACAGGUUGUCAUCCAGCAUGUCCUGUCAGCUGUGACAGACACAGCGUCAAAUUAAAAUCAACUUAUUGUCCUACAAUAUCUAGCAUUAACCCUGUUAUGUACUAUUUGCCUGUAUAACUAUCAUGUAAGUUUCUACAAGAGAAAUAAACCUGUUGCAUGAUAUUGGCUAUAUCACAAGCGUUUUAUGCCCCCAAGUGACAGGAUUGCUUAUUUGCAGCCUACUGUACUUUAAAAUAUGUCUUGUAGGCCAGUUCAAGUACAGUUGUAUGACUCUGCAUGCAUUCUUCUUACUAAAUCAUUUCAUUGAGUAUUUGCAUGUGCUUGGUAAAAAUUAUCAUGGCUUCCAUAAUGCCAAAUAAAUAUUUUUUGCUGCACCCAUUGAGCUCACAAUUUUGCUGCAGUUUCACAAUUGAAAAUGGGCAAUUCAAAAAUGUGCUGGCUUUUACCUGUUUUGAGAUCCUUUUUUAAGUCCCAGAUUCUCAGAGUAGAGAAUAUUUUUUGAACUGAUUUUUUAUUCAACACAUAUUUAGUCAACACAACUUAUACAAUUUACAACUUAUACAACUACACUUGUUUCAACAUCAACCCACAUAGUACAUACACACAUGUACAGCACAUGCCCACACCCGAGAAAAAAAGAAGAAAAAAAAAACAAGGAACAAGUGCAAUAGGACUAAAAAUAAAAAUAAAUAAAUCACACAAAAAAAGAGGUGACUAAAGUUCUGGCAUUGCCUGUAUUAAUGGUGACCAUCUUUCAGCAAACCUGUCUGUUUUCAAUUGUAAUCUUGCUGUGGUUUUCUCCAUGAUGAAGACAUUUUUUACCCUGUCUCUUCAUUGUGUUAUGCUGGCGGGCUGCGGUUUCAACCAGGAAACUGUUAUCUUUUUUCUUUUUCUUUUUGCUAUUAAAAGAAGAAUUCUCAAUAAAGAAUUUAAGACAUUAUCUGUCAUAUUAUCAGGAAUUAUAUCCAAUAUAAAAAGUGCUGGAUCUAGAUUAAAGUUUAUACCCAAACUUG